ACCAUCCCAAUCCUGUACGCUGCAAGUCAAUUCCCCGGAUGUGAGAAGAUGGAGGAAUGCCAGAAGCAAACAUGGCUGCCUGUCUUCAUCUUCAGCAAAGACAGGCCCUGUCAACUUCUGUGCUCGUUGGCUUCAUUGUUGAGGCACCUCAAAGCAGAAGCUCUAGAGAUCUUCAUUCUCUAUAAAACCUCGCCUGGCUUCCGCGACUCCUACUCUGUGGUGGAAACAUUGUUGGAUAGGGGGCUGUACAACUCACUGGCUACAAAAGUAGCAUUUCGGUGGAUGGAGGAGACUGAGACCAAUCCUUUGGGCCAGCUUUUGGACCAGGCUUUGGCGAGCGCCAGAGACAGAGCCGCACAGACGGUGCUGUUGACAGUCGACGACGCUCUUUGGUUUCAAGAUUUCGAUGCAACGUCUGCAAUGAAGCUCUUGGAGAAGGAUGAGCGAAUCUAUUCAGUGCAUACAAAGCUGUGCCCACGCAUUGAGUACGUCCAUACAAGCAACAAGUUUAUGCGAGUGCCGCCAUUUAGCCGCCAGAAUCACCGUCUCCCCUUGGACGCAGAAUAUGUUGAGACUUCGGAACUACUGGUUUUUGAUCGUGCAAAGGGCGAAUAUGACUGGAACUACCCAUGGGAAUUGAGUGCAUCUUUUUACCGCUUGGACUCAAUAGAGGAAGUCUUGCGCAUGGUUCGAUCCGAAUUUGGCUCAUGUGCAGCAGACCAUCCAAACCAUUUGGAGGGCUAUGGUGCACGGCUGCUCAAACAGCAGAAGCUGGCAACCGCGAAUUCAGCCUCGCUCUGUGCCUGUUCAGAUCGCCCAGUUGUUGCAGUGGUAACCAUAAAUCGGGUGCAGAGCUUGUUUGCAAACCCUGUGUAUCACACGGUUGGCUCUGAACUAUCACCGGAAGAAUUGGACAAGGUUCUUCGCUAUGCUUUGAUGCAGUCGGCCCCCAAGGCUGAUUCUAUGUCAAGUGGCCAAAGCGCAGCAGCUGCCCUUGUGGAGCACUUAGAGCGAUCGUUGGAGUGGGUUCUUUCUUACUUAGAGCGACCGUUGGAGAGAAAGGCCAACGAAACUGAAGAGCUGCAGACCUGGGAAGCCUUUGAUGUAGCCAGCUGGCCUCCCUGGAUAUUGGCGAGUGCUGCUGAAUCCUAUGCAACAACCUAUAUGGAUAGUGUGCAUGUGCCGUUGCCAACCAAAAAGAGCUUUGGCCGUUCAGACGUCGAAGCUCCCAUCGUUUCUUGGCUGAUGCCGGUGAAGGACACUCCAUCAGCUUGGCUGGAUCUCGCAUUUCGCAGCAUUGAGCAGCAAGUGGGGAUGGCUCCGGGAAGUUGGGAACUGAUUGUCGUGGACGAUGGAUCAUCUGAGGCUGAAACCUUGACGACCCUUGCUGUGUGGGAUUCGAAUCCUUCAAUUCGGGUGCUUCGUUCCAAGGGUGUCGGCAUUGCUGCUGCGCUGAAUGAAGGCUGGCGUCAGUGUCGGGGAAGGUAUGUGUCUCGAUUGGAUGGUGAUGAUUACGCCCAUCCAACACGAUUGGAGAAGCAAAUCAGCUUUCUUGACAGACAUCCGUCCAUUUCGAUUGUUGGUGGAGGCUUCUGCACCUUUGAGGAAACAUCUUGCUUGCAGCAGUAUCGGUUUCCCUGUCAUCCAGUCCUGGCUCGAUGGCAUAUGAUAUUUUCCUGCUCUUUAGCACAUCCUACAGUGACCUUUCGUCGCAGCAGUUUUGGUCAAGGUCCAUAUCCAGAGGGAAAAGAAGCUGAAGAUCAUUGGUGUUGGCUUUCUUUGCCGCUGGAUGUUCAUUUUGCGAAUCUGGCGGAUGUUGCUUGCUACAUUCGGCGACAUCCAUCAUCGCGAAGCUCCAAAGCGGCUGCUGCACUUCAACGUUCUUCAUUUGACGCCGUGUCAGCAUUCCUGCAACGCCAUGGAUUCGCAGAUGGUCUUAGGGAAGAAGAUGUCAAAGUCUUGUGGGGGAAGGCAAAUGCAGUUUCCGCAGAGCAAGCGGACAGGGUCUCUAAAGCGCUUGAUUGGCUGGAGAAGUUCUUUGUGUCAAUGAUACAAAGUGGCGGGGCUACUGAUGGAGUUGUCUAUUCGCCGGAUUUUGAGGAGGAUUUUCUGGGAUUGAGAAAGACUGCUCUUGAAGACUAUGUUAGCUCUUCAUGUGGCAAACUGCGAGGCGUUCUUGCCGUACAGUCUUUGGCAUCGGGUGACGUGGAUGUUGGAGCUGCAAUGAUGAAGAAUUGGCUUAAGGGUGGAGAUGCUGGUCUGAAGAGCUUGGGAGCCUUGAUCCAGUCAGGCUACUCGCCCAACGGAUAAAAAAUACAAAGGUUGCACCGAUCUUGCAUGAGGCCCACAACUAUUCUGAGCUGGACCUGAGCCAUUUCGCCUGUCAACUUUGGUAGUUGUGACAUCAUAUGCUUUUGGCUCAAAGCGGCUACGUGGUUGCAGGUUGCUCGCAGUUCUAG
Durusdinium trenchii is the source of this 2459-nucleotide messenger RNA. The record is from the annotation of a GenBank genome assembly. NCBI's taxonomy places the organism in Eukaryota, Dinophyceae, Suessiales, Symbiodiniaceae.